AUGACAGUGGACGACGACCCAGUCCACACCGCAGCCUACUUUGAGGCAGACAAGUGGCCCGAACACCCAUACUGGAGCCACAGGUACGACUUUUUCACCGCGGAGCCCAACUGGGGUGGCGAAGAGUUGGCCAGCGGCACCGUGCGAUAUGUUCGACCAGUGGUGAUGCCAACGGCGAGGGUGGCAGCCCGCAAAAACAUGGUGGGCAAGAUGGGCAUGAUUGGAAAGCUUGUCCCACCAUCACUCGUCCCCCAAGCCCCCCAAGGACCCCGGAAACGCAAGCCGCUCUACUUCCAGGCGUUUCUUUGGAUGGAUGGCGGCUCGCAUAAAGUGACGACAAGAGCCGACUUGAUGCAAGUGUUUGAACGACUGGUCAAGCCCAUCGACGCCGCUGGCCAAUUGGUCUACGACAUCUUGGCUGUGCUCGACCAGGUCGAUGCAGUGUGCGACGAGGAGGCUGCCCAGUCACUCGAGUUCACCAAUGCCCGGCUACGAGUGGAAGAAGCCUUCCAUGCUAUCGACCUCAUCAUGCCCAAGAUCAUGCGCCUUGCAGUCCAUUUUGGAAUCUACCUCCACCGCAUCGCAGACCUGGAGCGUGACCAUCUGCUUCCCGUCAACUGGACACCCUGGCCGCACCCCGUCACGAGCACCUCCAUUCAUCAGACAGAGGUCCACAACCCUACCUCGGACUACCUCUUCCGCCUAUGUCGCCUGAUCCAGAAGGAAGGGCAGCCAGUGUUUCCCGAGUAUGACAGUACAAUCUCCGCGGGCAAUGAAGCCGUGAGGGAGCUGGAGGCAAUGUGUGACAGUAUUGAGGUCAUUGACGUGGACGCGUCUGUUGACGAGCCUGGAGUGUAA
Molecule: messenger RNA, 858 nt
Organism: Apiotrichum porosum
Lineage: Eukaryota; Fungi; Basidiomycota; Tremellomycetes; Trichosporonales; Trichosporonaceae
Exons: 4
Coding region: 1-858 (285 amino acids)
Source: RefSeq, a predicted model, not a curated record